Messenger RNA from Labrus bergylta (ballan wrasse), 1440 nucleotides. It is a transcript of the gene kbtbd13b, whose product is annotated as kelch repeat and BTB domain containing 13b. Lineage: Eukaryota; Metazoa; Chordata; Actinopteri; Labriformes; Labridae. The record is from RefSeq and is a predicted model, not a curated record. Gene Ontology annotation, molecular function: protein binding.
AUGUCAGCAAACAGCAGAGACGCAGAGGAGGGCAGCAGCUGUGACAGUGCUGGAAGAUAUUUGCCAUGUUGUGCCUCUGGUCUUAUCUCGGCCAAACUAACCAUUGUGGUGGGAGACACUCACUUCUCCGAGGAAAAGAUGUUACUUGUUCAGAGUUGUGACUAUUUCAGAGCUCUGUAUCGCUCAGGGAUGAAGGAGUGUCAGCAGGAAGAAAUCCACCUCAAGUCUCUGCGUGCUCGGGGCUUCUUUCUUGCAAUGGCGGUGUUACGAGGGGAGAAGCCCGCCCUGGAUGGCGACGAUAUCGUAGAAGCCAUUGAAUGUGCUGCUUUCCUGCAAGUGUCGUUGCUCGCCAAGCAUCUCAUCAACCUCAUUGACUCAGAAAACUGCUUGCUGAUGUUUCACACUUCUGCAACCUUCGGACUGAUGGAGCUUUACCACGCUGCUGCGCUGUUUAUCAGAAACAUGUACGCCGACCUGGAGGUGGAGGUGAGGAAAUCCUUACCUUCUGAGCUGAUCUCCUACGUGGAGUCUUUGACCCCGAGUGUUUUCGUGGCUGUUGGGGCCCAUGUGACCUGCGCUGGGGAUGAAACCGUCCACGCUGCCUCCAGGACGGUGUGCUACCUGGACGAAUCUGGCAAUAACUGGAAGGUGUUAACAGAUCUUCCGCUUCAGGCCAGCACCUCCAUGGCGGGAGUGACUGUUCUAGACAACAAACUCUUCAUCGUCGGAGGAGUUCACAGACUUCACAACCAAGUGGUGGAUGCAUGUUUCUGCUACAAUGUUAAAGAAAACAUCUGGAGCAGGUUCUCAAGUCCAGCACAACUUCGAUAUAACCUGAGCCUUGUCGGUGCGGACGGUCGUCUUUAUGCCAUUGGAGGAGAAUGCGAGCGAACAGUGAUGUCAUCCGUGGAGACCUACGAUGUAAAGACUGGACAGUGGGAAUUUGCGGCACACUUACCUCGACCUGCAGCGGGAGCGGCGUGCACCAAAGCCCUGAGCAGGAUAUUUGUGUGUCUAUGGAAGCCGAUGGAGACAACAGAGAUCUACGAGUACAUCUCCAGAAGAGACGAGUGGCGGCUUGUGACCACGCUGAUCAGAAAACAGAGCUACGGCCACUGCAUGGUCGGCCACAGAGACAACCUGUACAUCAUGCGAAAUGGGCCGUCGGACGACUUCCUGAGAUGCCUGAUGGACUGUUACAGUCUGAGUUCAGGUCAGUGGUCGACUCUGCCCGGACACUUCGCCAACAGCAAAGGCUCUCUGUUCACAGCGGUGGUGAGAGGCGACUCCGUGUUCACGCUCAACAGGAGCAUGACUCUGGAGUACGUCGUCGAUGGGAAAACCUGGAAACCCCGACGGCAGAUGAAGGGUUUCCCCAGAAGUGGAUCUGUGUGGACGUUCAUGCUGCAGCUGCCAGACAAUCUCAUGCUAAAGGAAUAA